GAGCCGUCCGGAGCUGAGGAGGGGCAGGGAGAUGAGCUCAGCGCCCGCCGGGGGGCAGGUAAGAGAGGGAGGGAGAGCAGGAGGAGCAGAUCGGAGAUCCACAUCUAAGGAGGUUUUUUAUCGAGACUCUGCGAUGAAAUAAGAAGGAGCAGCUAAUCUGCUCCGUGCAUGAGAAGAAGCAGCCUCCUCCUCCUCCCAAAAUCUUGCCUGGAUUGAGAUGGGAUGAAAUGGGAUUAUUACUCAUGUCGAUGAAGAUCGGAUGGAUGUUUGCGAUCGCCUUUGUUUUCCUGUUCCAAUCCGUGCCUGUAGACGGUGUCGAUGUGAGGUGUGAGAACGUUUAUAGGGACUUUUCUGAAUGCGUCCUGGAGCUGGGGGAGAGCAUGGACAACUACCAGGAGAACGUGACCAGUGAGCGGGGGGUGGAGGCCGUGUGCAGCCACUGGGAGGCUUUCCACACGUGUGCUCUCACUGCGCUGUCAGACUGUCAGGAGGAAGUCAGCUCCAUCUGGGAGACCCUGCGGCAGGACUCCAGGAAGAUCCGCUUCCAGGGAAGUCUGUUUGACCUGUGCACCCCCAGCUGCUCACCCAGCGUACGUUUGCCGCUGGCCGCUCUCAUCCUGCCCCUAAUGCUGGUCCUGACUGGGCCUAAUGGGGCCCCUUUAUAGAUGCUAUUCUGCUGGAUGAUAAGACGGGUGAUAGGAUGUAGGGCUCUUCUGUUUUAAUGAGUUCCUCUACUUUUAAAGCCAAGGAUUUAAAAGGGAGAAAUGUUUUUUUUUUUUUUUUUUUUUUUUACACUGAGCUGUUUUUGUCGUUGGUAGGACAAUCAAUUCUGGUCAAUAACGUUUCAUGACUUUUAAAAAUACCAAAACACUUUUUCUCCAUGAUAUGAUUCAUAAACUACACCUUUUAUGAUUUCCUAUGGAUCCCAUAUGAAUCCCAUUGGUCAGGCUUUUACUUGGCUUUUUUCAGGGAUCAAUUGGACUCAAUAAAUAAACCUCAUAUCCAAAAUGUGUGUUUAAGCAAAUCAAGUGUAACACAUGUGAAUCGUGGUUGUGCAAUGAAAACGAAAUAUAGUUAAAACAUUAAAAGUUUAAAUUCCUUUAAAUUAAUCAAAUGUUAAUUACUGAUUUUUAUAAUCUGGGUCUUAUUAUUCCUAUAAUUAUUUAUUCUCCCAUUGCUAGCAUAUUUUAGAUAAACUACAUACAGAGGCUUGAAUAAAUAUUCAUAACUCUUAAACUUUAUUAUUGACUUGAUUUGUUCAGUGAAGUUCUCUUGACCAGGGGUUCCCAAACAUUUCAGCCUGUCACCCUCCCCCAUGCAGGGGACAAAACAUCUCACCUGGGCAGCCAGACCACAGUUGCUACUAAUGACCCCCCCCUUUUAGAGGGAGGGACCAGUAUCGGGUAUUGGAGGUAAACUUAGAACCCAAACGACUCCACAUUCCUAAGGGGCAGACCCGUUUUUCUGGUUCAAUUUGUGUGUUUUCUAAGCCACAACAACUUAUUGGGCUACUAUAUAAAGCUUCGAACUUGGCGCUAAUUCUUACAUUUAAUUUAAAAAAGCUUCCUGGAUGGGAAGCAAAACGUCUUAAA
This is a messenger RNA of Cyprinodon tularosa, 1592 nucleotides long. RefSeq names its product neuritin-like. Lineage: Eukaryota; Metazoa; Chordata; Actinopteri; Cyprinodontiformes; Cyprinodontidae. The record is from RefSeq and is a predicted model, not a curated record. Gene Ontology annotation, biological process: neuron projection extension; nervous system development. Gene Ontology annotation, cellular component: plasma membrane. The transcript is spliced from 3 exons. The coding region runs from base 228 to 665 and encodes 145 amino acids.